Messenger RNA from Gastrolobium bilobum, 1610 nucleotides. Its product is annotated as metalloendoproteinase 2-MMP-like. Gene Ontology annotation, molecular function: zinc ion binding; metalloendopeptidase activity. Lineage: Eukaryota; Viridiplantae; Streptophyta; Magnoliopsida; Fabales; Fabaceae. The coding region runs from base 200 to 1318 and encodes 372 amino acids. The transcript has a single exon. Gene Ontology annotation, cellular component: extracellular matrix. Gene Ontology annotation, biological process: extracellular matrix organization; collagen catabolic process; proteolysis. The record is from RefSeq and is a predicted model, not a curated record.
UUUCCAUUGGCGUUGAUUUUCAAAGUACUAACCAGGUACGGUAAGAAUUUUCACACAGAAGAAGCACAAAUUUUUCAAAGCUCAUCACAUCAACAAGGACCUAAACGAAGACUUGAGAUGCACCUCUCAAUGCUUCUUAUACUCUCACUCCACUCCUCAACUUUCCCGGAAUCCCAUUCCAUUUUCUCACCAACCAAACAUGAAUAAACCCCAACCUCAUCAUCUCAUCUUAGCUUUCGCAAUUUCCUUCUCUCUAACAACCGCCGUUGUUUCAGCUCGACUGCUUCCCAACGUCUCCUCCUGGUUACCCGCCGCCGUGACCCCCGGCGGCGCGUGGGACGCCUUCCGCAAUUUCACCGGCUGCCACCACGGAGAUAAGUACGACGGCCUCUCCAAUCUUAAAAGUUAUUUCCAUCGCUUCGGCUACAUCCUCCACGCGCCGCCGUUUAACUUCUCCGACGACUUCGACGAUGCGCUCGAAUCAGCCAUCAAAGCCUACCAGAAGAACUUCAACCUCAACGUCACCGGCGAGCUCGAUGAUGAGACUCUCCAGCAGAUCGUCUUGCCGCGAUGCGGCGUUGCUGACAUCAUCAACGGCACCACCACCAUGAACGCCGGCAAGGUGAACGAAACUACUUCGUUUGGGAACAGCAAGCCGCGGUUUCACACGGUCUCGCACUUCACUCUGUUCCCUGGCCAGCCGCGGUGGCCGGAGGGAACGCAGGAGCUGACGUAUGCGUUCUUUCCCGGUAACGACUUGAGCGACGCCGUGAAGGGCGUGUUCGCCGCCGCGUUCGAGCGGUGGUCGGAGGUAACGACGUUGAAGUUCCGGGAAACGGUGUCGUAUUUUGUAGCCGACAUUAGGAUCGGGUUCUUCAGCGGUGACCACGGCGACAGCGAGCCGUUCGACGGGAUUUUGGGAACACUGGCGCACGCGUUCUCGCCGACGAACGGGAGGUUCCACCUGGACGCCGCCGAGGAUUGGGUGGUUUCCGGCGACGCGACGAAGUCGGCGCUGUCGACGGCGGUUGAUUUGGAAUCGGUGGCGGUGCACGAGAUUGGGCAUUUGCUGGGGCUUGGACACUCGUCGGUGAAGGAGGCGAUCAUGUUUCCGACGAUAUCGUCGCGGACGAAGAAGGUGUUGCUGGCGGAGGAUGAUAUACAGGGGAUUCAAUACCUCUACGGCACUAACCCCAAUUACAAUGGCUCCGCCACCAUGUCGUCGCCGGAGACUAACUCCAGCCACGGUGGUCGCCGCCUCUACUCGUGGGGCCUUUUUAUUUUGUUGGCCUUUGCAUUUUCACAUUUGGCAUUGUAGAGUUUGUUUUUAUUUUAAAUUUCUUAAAUAUGAUAGAAUUUUUAAGGAGGAGGGAUAAGGGAUAAAAACAAAAAUGACAUAUUUUGAGAAAUAAAUCAGCCAACAUAUUUCACAACAAAAUUUGUCAAAAUGCCACUAUUAGAACUUAAUGUUUUUUUUUUUUUUAGUUUCUCGUGUACGGUAAGAGAGGCUGUUCUCCCAGAUUCUUUUCUCCAUUCUCAGGGCUCAAACUUAAGAUCUCUAGUUGAGGAGCACAAACUUCUUACAAUAUGUGCCAAGUGUGUUUGGUAUU